Molecule: messenger RNA, 4051 nt
Organism: Chroicocephalus ridibundus (black-headed gull)
Lineage: Eukaryota; Metazoa; Chordata; Aves; Charadriiformes; Laridae
Gene: FAM234B
Product: family with sequence similarity 234 member B
Exons: 13
Coding region: 36-1907 (623 amino acids)
Molecular function (GO): protein binding
Source: RefSeq, a predicted model, not a curated record
UGGGGGGGCGUGCAUGCGCACUGCGCAUCUCCAGCAUGGCUACGGUGCUGUCCCGGGCGCUGAAGCUGCCGGGAAAAAAGAGCCCAGACCUUGGGGAAUAUGACCCCCUCACUCAGGCUGACAGUGAUGAAAGUGAAGAUGACCUGGUACUCAACAUCCAGAAGAAUGGAGGGGUCAAGAAUGGGAAGAGCCCCCCUGAGGAGGUGCAGGACCCUGACUCCGAUGUGGAGGUUGGGAUGACAAAGCAGCACACGUCAGACAGCGCGCCUGAGGGUUAUCCUGCAGAGACGGCUGGGAGUUUGGAGCAGAAGGCUGCUCCCUCCCUCAUGCCAUACCUGCGCACAGCGAUCUUUUUGCUCACUGUGGUGAUCUCGAUGAUUCUUGUGUUGGUUUGCGCAUUUCUAAUUCCCUGUCCCCCUAGAGACUUGCAUAACACCUGGAACCGCAACCUAGGUCAGGGAGCAGGUGGUGUGUUAUCCCCACUGGAGCUGUGUGACGUGAACGGUGAUGGGCUCCCUGACAUCCUCAUUGUCUUCACUGCCUUGAUGAAUGCUAGCGUCAUGGGUGUCUCUAGGCCCUCUGUAACUGUAGUGGCCCUUUCUGGUAUGAAUGGCAGCACCCUAUGGUCCAUCCAGCUUCCAGAGGAGACUCGGAGUGUGCAGUGCAAAGGGCUGUCACUGGGAGCACCUGCAGAGCCUGUCUGCCUUGUUACAGGAACAUCAAAAUUUCUCAGCCUUCUCAGUGCCUCCACAGGCAAGACCAUCUGGAUGCUGAACCCCAUCCACCUUUCAAGUGGAAUCCUAGCUGCACCAGCUGCCACUCUUCCGGAUGUAGAUGGAGAUGGGAUUAGGGAUAUCGUCGUUCUGGCCCUCAAAGAGACACAGCCUGAUGUGUUUUUCAUCUUGGUGUCAGGAAAGAGUGGGACUGCUUUGGGUGGGCCUGUGAAAUACAACACAAAUGGAGAAGGGAAAGUAAUUGGUCCCCAAGUCCACAUCACCAGCCGGGGAGCCAUCUACAUCCUAUUUGGUUUUGGUAAUGUUCAAGCAGUUGCCCUAAGGGAUAUCUUUACCCAAGCCAGAAACCGGGACAGCUUUCCUGCAAUGCUGCAGCAGGAGGAGCCGGAGUGGGAAAAGCGCAGAUCUGUCAACCUGUCAGAGCUCAUUGACAUUUACAGUGGGGGUGUUGACUUCCUGCAGACAAUGAAGGCACCUGACACAAACUGCAGCAACCUGCUCAUCACAACCAAAGAGGGCUUGAUCCUUCUGCGGGGACAAGACCUGGAGCCCCACUGGACCCUGGAACUGCAGAACAUCAGCAGCCAGCCUGUACCUGGUUACUUUGGUUCUGACCAAACUCUGGACUUCAUGCUGCAAGCACAGACCGGAGAUGGGAACAAAAAGGUGGUGGUGGUAGAUGGCAAAUCCGGCCUCCCUGUUUGGAACCAGGAACUCCCGUGGCAGAAGCAACAACUCGAUGCACUGUCGGUCAUGACUUUGGACAAGAAGUCAGUUUUUCUCUUCUGGGCUGAUGAAGCACAGCCUGUGUUGCAACGUUUGCAACCUGGUCUCAGACCUGAGCGCCCAGGGCUGCACCACCUCUAUCUCCUCCAUCCUGUUUUUCCUACAGUCCUUUUGGACCUCACCAAUGCAACAGACAAAGUAAUUGCUUCAGCAGUUGGAAUUAACGAUCUCCAGAAGGAUGCAUUUCACAUCACUGUGACAACAACUGCAACUUCUGAAAAACAGCCAGGAUUUCUCUCGGUCAGCAAGCUGGGCCUGAAGUGGGCCAUGAUGAGUCAAGGUCGAAUGGUGUGGCUAAAAGACACCACGACUCCCAGAAUCAGCCGUGGAGAAGUGAGGCGAUUUCUUGCCCGACUGAAAUUUGUUGACUUUCCUCAGAAGCUCUAGCCUGGUGCUUCGUCAGAGUUUGGUUGGACCUGUGGCCUGUGUGGGGAAUACAGGAAGCUGCUCUGUGGAUCUUCAGGAAAACUGCUGUGUAGAGGGAAUGGGGGCUAAAAAGCACUUCCUCUUUCUUCAGCUUUCUGGGGAACGCUGCUGGAGGCAGGUUUGUCCUAGGCAGACCUGUCCUGUACCAGAGGAACCUUGUUCGGCAUCUCCCCCUCCAUAUGCCGUUCUUGCAUGCUUCCUUCCAGGUAACACAGAAAUGUGAAUUUAGAAUUUAUAUACAUAUACAUAUAUAUAUAAAAACCCAGGUUUUAUAUAUAUAUGUAUCAAUUUAUACAAUAUAUGUAUAUUUUUUGUAUGUUUAAUUUAUGAAUGAGAUUUAGGACACUCCUUUUUAUGUCUAAACAGUAUUCCCAGGCAGUCAAACAAGCUGUAGGCCUAGAAUGGGCCAUGAUGACUCAAGGCAAAUGGUGUGGCUAAAAGACACUACCUGCUUUAAUCUUUUUAUUUUUGGAGAGAAGCCUCUGUCUGGUUCCUGCAGGGCUAGUCUUGUCUACAACCUUUGCUGUGCUUUCAGCCCUCUUCUCCAUUCUGUCCCCAAACUCACAAACAAAGUAGUUCUCUGGCUGAAUUACCUGAUCUGGAGAGAGAUGGUCCCCACAGCAUUUGCCAGCCCUUGCACUUGUAUAUUUCUUUCCCCACUCCCAAGUUCAGGACAGGUUCAUAUGGGUGAUGUAGAAGUGAAAGGUUCACAUCUUAUUUCUGUCCAUCCCUAAGCUUUUUAUGAACCCAAAGUGUCACUGUAAUGUCACUGCAGUCCAAUGGGCUGAGUCCCCCUCUGCAAAUACAUCACAGCCCUUUAGGGAAUAGAUUCCCAGCAGAUCCUCGCUGGCACUGUAAAGAUCACACUAGAUCCAGUCAGAGCAAAGCUGAUUUUCACACCACUGCUUCAGGGUUUAGAGGCUCAGACAGAGGCAGAACUGGGAAGCUUUUCUGUGCAUUUUACCCCCUAUUCUGGGCUCAACUUUACCGUUCCCUUGCCAGCCCAGCCCUGUGUGUGCAGUUCCAGGAGGAACAGACUACCACCAGGGCACAUUGAUUGCUCACAGGAUGUUUCGUGCUUUGAACUGUGCCUCUGAGCAUGCCAUCAGUCUCCCGUGUUGUAGUUGCAGAGCAUCCACGUGAAUUUUCUUGUAAUAGAAAAUAUAAAUAUAAAAAGGAACCACUUCGGUGCCCCAGCAGCUCCCCACAGUGCAGGGCAACAACGUAGGAACUGUUUUCCCAGUAUGUCUUUCUAGGUCUGUCCUUUGACAUUAGGCAGAGCCAGGCUGAGAUGAGGAUUGCAAUGGACUCUCCUGUCCUCCUGCUGGCACGUGCCCUUCCAGCCUCCCUGCACUUCCCCGUGAGUGGUGAGGUGAUAGCAGGACUUUGAGCUUCCCUCUAGAUGGGCACAUCUACCAUGGGUUUGUUGUCCUGGGCUCUUGACACCUUUCCUUGUUACGUCACCCUCUCUCUUCUCCUUCCCUGCAUCUCCUUGUAAAGCUUCCAGGAUAGCCCUUCAGGAUUAGCUGCAAGUCCCAAGGCUGGUCCUUGGACCCUGCUCUCUUUAUGUCAGAGCCUCUGAACAGUUUGUAUAUGUUUAAUGGUAUUUUUGUGUAAAUAGCUUUGUAUAUAUUAGCACAACUGUAGCAACGGCUCUAGGCCUGGCAUUUUCCUCCAGACAGGGGUUAGUGUUUAUAAUAUAUAGUCAGUUAAUACAGCUGCGUAAUAGGGACUGAAUUAAUGGUUGGACUUGAUGAUCUUAAAGGUCUUUUCCAACCUAAACGAUUCUAUUAUUCUAUGAUUCUAUGAACGUGUGAGGACCAGUAACAUACGAGGAUUAAACAGGAGUGCCCCUUCCCUCCUGUCUAGCCACCACCUUGCUGGGAAAGGUGAAGCGGCUGUUAGCUGAAAUAGUUAUUCUCCUGAGGUUCUUCCUGAGAGAACUGAUAUUCAAGUGCAGUGACGUUAGCUCCUCCAUAAUGUGAAUUCACCCUGCCCGCACACACACACAUCCCCACUGUGAAUAAAGAGUCUGUCUGUAUAUUGUUGGGAAAAUGUAUUUGAACUGUGAACUGCAGUGGAGCAAAUAAAUACUGUGUACAACA